AUGGCUAUACGUUCUGGCAUUCAAUCUCUAUCAAUUUUUGGAAAAAAAUUCGAUUUUUUACAACGAUUAACUAAUGCAUUUCAUCGGUAUAUUCAAUUUACGCAUCAUUUGUCAUAUAAUUCGAAAUUAUUUACUACUAACAAUUUAAUGGAUGCUAAAAAUUUAUUCGAUUUGGAACAAAUAAGCACCGAUACUUACAGAUAUGAACCAACUAAAUUAACAAUUCCAAAUGGAUUAAUCGUAUCACGUGCAAUGGCAACUGCAAUCAAAAAUAUUCCACAAAAAAUGGCUCUAAAUAGUUGCCACGCAUAUUUCUGUAAUAAAAUAGCUGGACCAUCACCAAUUAUGUAUCAGGUAGAAGAUAUUCAUACAAACGAUGAUUUAUGUAUUCGAGAAGUAAACGUUUUACAAGAUGGCAAAUUAGCAAUUAAAGCAGAAGUUUCAUUUCAUGAAGCAUGUCGAGAAUCAAUAGCACAUCAGUGUCACAUGCCUGUCACACCGAUGCCUGAUUUCUGUAAUUUAUUAUCAGAAGCAAUUAAACAAUUAUUGGAAAAUAAAGAUGAAGAAAUUUUCCCAUUAUCAGUUGAAAUUCAUAAAUAUGCUGAUGCAAUAUUAUUAAAUCCAAUCAAUGAUAUCUUUGACAUUCGUAUUGUUGAUGCUGAUUCGUUUGCAGCAGCAACAAUGAAAGGUUUUUAUACGAAGAUUUGGGCUAAAACAAAAGAAAAAAUUGAGGAAAAUUUAAAUUAUCACAAAUUAUUGGCAUCAUAUUUUGUGGAAACAACACUUCUACCAUCUAUGCUACGAUAUCAUAUCAGUCGUGGCUUCUCACCUACUGAAUUAAAACCAUUGGAUUAUUGUUUAUGGAUUCAUAGUAAUGAUAUUAAUAGCAAUGAAUGGCUUUUAUGUGAAAAUCAUUUCUCUAUUGCUAAAUGUGGUAGAGCAUUUAUUCAACAUCAUUUAUGGACAAUAACAGGAAAUUUACUUAUGACAGCAACUUCGGAAGCUAUCAUUAAAGGUGUUUUCAUGGAACGAGAAUCAAAGCAAUUAAAGUGA
Messenger RNA from Brugia malayi, 1053 nucleotides. RefSeq lists its product as uncharacterized. NCBI's taxonomy places the organism in Eukaryota, Metazoa, Nematoda, Chromadorea, Rhabditida, Onchocercidae. Gene Ontology annotation, cellular component: peroxisomal matrix. Gene Ontology annotation, biological process: acyl-CoA metabolic process; fatty acid catabolic process. The record is from RefSeq and is a predicted model, not a curated record. Gene Ontology annotation, molecular function: fatty acyl-CoA hydrolase activity. The transcript is spliced from 9 exons. Bases 1 to 1053 code for a protein of 350 amino acids.